Molecule: messenger RNA, 654 nt
Organism: Caenorhabditis remanei
Lineage: Eukaryota; Metazoa; Nematoda; Chromadorea; Rhabditida; Rhabditidae
Exons: 12
Coding region: 1-654 (217 amino acids)
Source: RefSeq, a predicted model, not a curated record
AUGACGAUAGUCACACGGACCCGCUUCUGGGAUAACUACGACAUAACGGAGUGGAACAAACGCCAAAAGGAAAAGAUGCGAGCUCACCAAGAAUUCCAUCAUCAAUUUCACGCCACACCGUCUUUGUCUGGGAACUCAUCAUCUGAAUCCACGACAACCACCGUCGCUACUCCAACCCUCAAGAUAAACCAUGGGCCCCUACGCUUCCGAAAUCUUCGGACCCCAACGUCGAAUCCUCAAAGAGUGGGAAGAGUACAAGGACAACGAAUCUACUCCUGUCGUCCAAGUAAUCCAACCAAAUAUUGGGUUCAAUACGAUCUUCGCUAUGGCAAGAGCGCUCCACCAAUUGCUUGGGAAGACAUGAUGGAAGUCAUACCAGAUUAUGGAUACGGAGUAUUUUAUUUGGAUGAAGAUCUAAAGACUAUGGGCCUACCUUUUCCAUCCCAAAAGAACCCAAACAUCAAAUAUGAAGUCAUCAUUCUCCAAUAUGACAUGAGCGAAUGGAACCAACGACAGAAUCUUCUGUUCGGAAAAAGCGUCCCCUCAAUUGCAUCAGAGGAAAUAAUGGAUGUGAUCCCUGACUAUGGAGAACGAGUCAAGUAUGCCGAUGACAAUCUCAAGAAGAUGGGUAUCGUGAAAAAAUGGGUAGUAUAA